AUGAGUCCUCGUGUCGUGAUGAGGGCGUAUGACUUUGGUUACCAACACGCUGAUGCUUACACCGGAAAUAAGCAAGGCCGGAAGGAAACUAGAGACGGAUACGGAAAUGUUCGUGGAUCUUACAACCUGGUUGAACCUGAUGGCAGUUACAGAGUAGUGGAAUACAGUGCUGAUCAUCACAACGGAUUCAUUGCUCACGUCAAGGACAAGCACGGAGUCAGAACUUUUGGGAAACCCGGGUACGGACCCGGACACGGACACGGACCCGUUGGACCCCAUCAUCACCACCCGGGAGGACCAGUCUAUUAGUAAUUUAAUCCCGAAUAAAUCGUAUUCUUAUUUUCAAUUAUUAUUAUCAAAUACUCUCAUCAAAACACUUUUCGGUUUUCCUUUUGUAAAAGCGUUUUGUGUGUGCGUGUGAGAAAAGGAGAAAAGGUUUUGGGAAAUGAUGAGGAAACGUCUACAGCAGGUAUAUUGGGUUAAAUUUUUGCUCGUCUUCAACAUCGGGAAGAAAAAUUUUAAAUUGCAAAAGACGUGGUGCAUUUUUCUUCGACGUGUCAAUUUUUGCGAGAAAAGAAUUCGGGGUUGAAUUUCUCGGAUUUCAAGCAGAAGGGUUAAAAUUUAUCCGGGCUCAUCAAGCCUGCAGCAGCCCAAUUUUAUUCUUGGGGUCGAAAUUCUUUGGUUGCAUUCUUGAAUUCCCAAAAAGAAGGUAGAAAUUUCAUCAUGUAGGAAUCAUUUCAUUUUUUCAGAAUAUACACGUACGAACAAAUUUUCAAUUUGACCCGCAAUUUUCUCAGUACUGAGGUGUUUUGAAAAGGUGGAAUUUCUUUCGUCAUCGUCGAGUCAAUUGUGUGAUCUGCUUCGUAAUUACGUCAUCAUCGUCAUCAGCGAAUUAAUUUGUGAUCGUGAUGAAUCAAUUUUUGUUUCAUUUGUUCGUUUGUCAUCGUUUAUACAUGUAUACUCGUGUUUUCUGAAAAACGCUGAGAGAAAAAAAAAUGAGUGAAAAAUAGGA
Molecule: messenger RNA, 1012 nt
Organism: Notodromas monacha
Lineage: Eukaryota; Metazoa; Arthropoda; Ostracoda; Podocopida; Cyprididae
Source: the annotation of a GenBank genome assembly